This is a messenger RNA of Aspergillus nomiae NRRL 13137, 558 nucleotides long. Its product is annotated as cornichon family protein. The record is from RefSeq and is a predicted model, not a curated record. Lineage: Eukaryota; Fungi; Ascomycota; Eurotiomycetes; Eurotiales; Aspergillaceae. The annotation marks the transcript as partial. The transcript has 4 exons. Gene Ontology annotation, cellular component: COPII-coated ER to Golgi transport vesicle; endoplasmic reticulum membrane. Gene Ontology annotation, biological process: endoplasmic reticulum to Golgi vesicle-mediated transport.
AUUUGCUCCCUCUGAGUAGCCGAUCAUCCUCUCCGAAUCCCCGAGAGCGGCUAUAUCCACCUUCAUCCUUUUCUCUCUCGUUUCCCUUCUCUCCAGCUCCCAAGACAUCCUCCGAGCACAAACCUCUCGAGUCUGCCCAACAUGUCCGGCGAAGCGUGGCUCUACCUGUUGGCGGUGUUGAUCAACGCCGUCAACCUGUUUCUGCAGGUGUUCUUCACGAUUAUGUAUAGCGAUCUGGAAUGUGACUACAUCAACCCUAUCGACCUCUGCAACCGUCUCAACGCCUACAUCAUCCCCGAAGCUGCCGUCCAUGCCUUCCUUACUUUCUUGUUCGUCAUCAAUGGCUACUGGCUUGCGAUCUUGUUGAACCUGCCUCUGUUGGCGUUCAAUGCCAAGAAGAUUUACGAUAAUGCGCACCUUUUGGAUGCGACCGAGAUCUUCCGCAAGCUCAACGUACACAAGAAGGAAUCUUUCAUCAAACUGGGUUUCCACCUUUUGAUGUUUUUCUUCUACUUGUACAGCAUGAUCGUUGCCUUGAUCCGCGACGAGUCUCAUUGA